Molecule: messenger RNA, 1767 nt
Organism: Cavenderia fasciculata
Lineage: Eukaryota; Evosea; Eumycetozoa; Acytosteliales; Cavenderiaceae
Exons: 2
Coding region: 1-1767 (588 amino acids)
Source: RefSeq, a predicted model, not a curated record
AUGGGUAUUACAGGAUUGAAAUCAUGCUUAAAGGAAAUCAAGUUGAAUGAUAAGCCACUCAUUCAACCAACCUUUCAAGUAGUUGCUGCACCAGCCACCACCACCACCACCACCACCACAGAUGCUACUACCACCACCACCUCAACUGCUGCUGCUGUUGAAGCACCAGUAGUAGUACCAUCGGUAAUGAUUAUGCCAUCACCAGCAGAGACAGGAAACACUACAUUGAUUGCUGAUGCAUGUCAUUUGCUUUCAGUGUCGAUCACCAACAACCAAGCCAAGGGUGCCGACUUUGACACUUUGAUGGAACGUGACGAGAAGUUUAUCAGAAUGCUCAUCACCCAAUACGGUUUCAAGACCAUUCUCUUGUACAUUGAUGGUUUUGGACACGAAAAGUAUGGUCGUCAAAAGGACCGUAAGACCAAGCGUGACAAGUUCUGCGACGGCACUGAAAACAGACUACAAAACUAUCGUUUCCGUUGCAUUGAAGCUCCACUCGUUCAAUUGAUCGAAAAGAUCAACAAGGAGUUUGAAGGUGUCUCUGUGCAACUCAAGCGUUCUGCUUUUGAAGCCGACGAGCAAGUCAUGCACGAAAACAACCUCCUCAAGACCGAGUCAUCGGUCAAGUAUGUCUAUGGUGAUGUCGACUAUGCCUUUUUCGAGGCCGAUCAAAACGACAAGUCUGAUCUCAUCCUCAUAUUCAAGGACGAGAGCGAACAACUCAAAUGGUUCAAGCGUUCCGAGUUGUUUGUCGCCCUCUACGACAACAAGACCGUCUCGGACGACAUUGUCCGUUCCAAGCAAUUGGCUCCCAUCUAUGCCUCCCUCCUCCAAAACGAUUACAACAAGAAUGCCAACCUUGCCAUCCUCCAAAAGUAUGGUGCCAAUCUUCAACAAGAAGGUUGGAAUCUCAAGGAAAAUGGUUGUUACUAUUGUCAAAAUGAUCAAGUUAUCAAAUCUCAUCAAUCUUAUAGUUGUCCAAAUUACUUUAGAAUGGUAUCAAAAUUGGUAAUUGAAUUAUUCAAUGGAGAGAGUGAUAUCAAGAAUGGAGAAAAAUUACAAGAAUUACUUUCCAACCCAGCUUUCCAAAGCAGUUAUUCUGUCUAUUCGUUGACAUUGCUUGCUGGCGAGCUUGCACUCUACGAGACAUCAGAGGAAAAGAAAAAGAUUUUGGCCGACUAUGCCAACUUUAGAUACCCAGACUUUUUGUUGAAGCCCGACUACUUGGACGAGACUGACUUCCCACUCAUCGACUACAACAAGAACUUGGUGACUGCCAGCGAGACUGAAAAGAGAAAGCAAUUUGGCUUUGUUUUUGUCGAGUUUGCCGGCAAGCCAGUCAUCCAAGGUGACUCUGUCAAAAAGGUCGGUGAGGACACUUACCGUAUCAACAAGGACAAGAUCAAGAGAAUCAAGAUGGGUCGUAUUCACGACAUCAUCCACGGCAACGGUGAGAUCAAGCUCAACGAAUUCAGAUUCAUUGCCAACUACCGUUACCAUCUCUUUAACGUCUGGCAAUUGGCCAGAUUCUAUGGCAAGGAGAUGAUCAUCACCAAGGAAGAUCUCCUUCCAUGGGUCGUCUCUUAUUCGAUCAAAAAGGAACAACCAAAGGAAGAUGAAGCCGGUUUCACCAUCGUCACCAACAAGGGCAAAAAGGGAAGUGGUUCAUCUGAACCAAAGCCAAAGGCUGCCCCUUCAAAGGCCAAAGCCAAGGAUGCUGCUGCUGGUAGAUUCUCCUUCUUGAUGGAUAGUGAUGAAGAAAACUAA